Messenger RNA from Penicillium subrubescens, 2553 nucleotides. RefSeq lists its product as uncharacterized. NCBI's taxonomy places the organism in Eukaryota, Fungi, Ascomycota, Eurotiomycetes, Eurotiales, Aspergillaceae. The coding region runs from base 1 to 2553 and encodes 850 amino acids. Gene Ontology annotation, biological process: DNA-templated transcription; regulation of DNA-templated transcription. Gene Ontology annotation, molecular function: DNA binding; zinc ion binding; DNA-binding transcription factor activity, RNA polymerase II-specific. The record is from RefSeq and is a predicted model, not a curated record. The transcript has 2 exons.
AUGGCGACAGUUUCGGAGUCGAGCGCUACGGUCGCGGGCGCCUCGUCUUCAAAAGCCGAGAAACACGCGAGGUCGCCCGUAGCAAAGAGCGAACCAGCAGCAUCCACACCAGGGGCUGGGCGCACCCUAAAACCGCGCAGUUGUGUCGUAUGUCGAAGUCGAAAAGUCCGUUGCGACAAGCAGUCGCCUUGCUCGAAUUGUCGCCGGGCAAAUAUCGCUUGCAUAGUUCCUUCAAAAGACCGUCCUCCGAGAUGGGCCCGUCGUCUCGUACCGCCGGCCCCAGAAGAUGUCAUGGAGCGAAUUCGAACGCUUGAGAAUCUCGUCAAAGAUUUGAGUGGUCAACUGGAAGAAGCAAAUGCCAGGGCCAACUCUGCUGAGGUUUCCCCUGCGGCCCAGUCUCCUGGAAGCUCCACUCACGAUCCAACGAGUACAUCUUCACCACAUUCUGAGCAUCUACAAAAGCAGUUUGGGAGACUGGUUCUUCGAGAUACUAACCAGAGCCGCUAUAUCGGUAGCGGCUUUUGGUCUCGUGUCACUGAUGAGUUGGAUGAACUGAAGAUGGCUACGGAAGGCCUGGCUCGUGAUGAAGUCGAUACCUCUGAUGAGGAGGAUUGGUCCCCUGGGAAGACUCCAUCCACACAAGAGCUUGAACGCUCUCCCGAAGAUCGAAAUGCAUUCAUGUUCCGACACAACCUGAUGAAUUUCACUCCAGACCUCCGUGACUUUCACCCGCUACCCUCACAGAUACCUUUUCUACUAGGUGUCUUCUCAGAAAACGUGAACAUGUUUCUUCAAAGUAUUCACGAACCAACUGUUACAAAAAUGAUUCGAGACCUGCGCGGUGACAUGACUGGCCUGACACCGGCCAACGAGGCCCUCAUGUUCUCGAUCUACUAUGCGGCAGUGACCUCUAUGGAAGAGGAAGACGUGAUAAAGAACUUUGGAUCUACAAAAGCCGAACUGAACCUGAAGUAUCGUCUCGGUCUUGAGCAUGCUCUCGCGAAGGCCGAUUUUCUCAACGUACCAGACCUUGUUCUCAUCCAAGCUCUUGUUAAUUUCUUGGCUCUCGCCCGUCGCCAUGACAGCCCCAGGUUUGUGUGGAUGAUGGUUGGCAUCGCGAUAAGGAUGGCAAUGUCACUAGGGCUUCAUCGAGAUGGGUCCAAUUUCGGCAAUCUCUCGCCCUUUGAGAUUGAGAUGCGCCGGCGCGUUUGGUGGGCCUUGUGCCUAUUUGAUGUCAGAGCAUCAGAGGAUCAAGGCACUGAAUUCACUAUUCCGGUUGACAGCUUCGACACAAAGCUACCACUGAAUAUCAAUAAUAGCGAUAUUCAACCCGAUUUAAAGCAGAUGCCAUCAGAACGCGAGGGGUUGACGGACAUGUCUAUCUCACGGGUUUCGAUCAAAACGUGCGAGAUCUCGAAGCGGAUGAUGGUCCAUGGACCUAAGGCACCUACCCUAGAGGAACAGGACCACAUGCUGCAGAGGAUAUACCAAGAAUUGGAUGAGGGCUUUCUACGCUACUCAACAGAGUCCAAUAUAUCGUACUGGGUUAUCGUCAACGUCGCCCGUCUCAUGAUGUCCAAGAUGACGUUAUUCAUUUACUUACCCGUGCUUUUCUCUUCUCCGAGUGAACAGUUGUCCGAGAAGCUUAGAACAAAGCUGCUUCUCGCCGCGAUUGAAGUUGCCGAAUACAACCAUGCCCUGAAUGCCGAACAGGCCUGUCGACAAUGGCGCUGGAUUUUCCAAACAUAUACCCAUUGGCAUGCAAUUAUUUACAUUUUGAUCGAGAUUCUUCGCCGACCAUGGUCUCCAGUCGUUGAGAGGGCCUGGACCGCUCUUCACAGUGUCUGGCUCAUUCCGACUCAGUCUAACAUGCGCAAAAAUUUGCGAAUGUGGUUCCCUUUGAAGAAGUUGAUGAACAAAGGGACAAAGUAUCGAGAGGCUGAACUGAACCGGUUAAGGAAUAAUACGUCCGCUGCGGAGAAAUUGCAAAUCGAGUAUUUGACGAUGACACAUCCUUCGAGUAAUGGUCAUUUUCCAACUGGGUCUAACGCCGCGGCUCUUUUCCUCGAGCAAUGGAAGCAACUGAUUCAUUUUCCGACGGAUGGGUUUCCAUUUGGAGCACAACUAGCCACUUCGUCUGUUGAGGACCAGUCAACAAUAGCUAGCUUGGGAGCACCACCUGGGGGGCUUCUAGGUGUGGAUGUGAGUUUUAACACCAUGUCGGUUCCAUAUACCCAGCUUUGGCAGGAUGGGGUUGGGACUGCUCAGAACCCAGAGGCAGCCCUCUCUACGACGUUUGAUCUUCAAUUCAAUUUGGAUAAUUUGGGAGGGGGAGCAUUCGAGUCAACAAUUCAGCCGCCCUUCCAACAGAAUACGCCUGCAUUUCCAGAUAAUCUGCUCUCUACCCAGCCCCCAAGAGAUGGUGUUGUGUCUUCGCUAUGGACUGAUGACUUUUUUGAACACGUGGACUUGGGGACACUUGAUAAUGAUAUGGAUUUGGAUAGCGAUAUAGACUGGUAUAACUGGGUGGAGUCUGCCAAGGGAAUGGAAUAG